AGUUUACCCUGAACUCAUUUUCCUCAUGUCUGAUUCUCCCGCCAAUUCCAGAUCACUUGGACUCCUUGAGAAGUAUCAACUAGGCAAACGUCUUGCAGACUGCUAUGGUACUGUCAAUUUGGCUGUGCAUUUGCAUCAUGCCACAAGUCGCCCUGCCCAAGAUGAGAAAAGUUGGUAUUUGGCAAAGUUGACACCAGCUAUACAUCAAAUUUGCGACGAACAGCCCUAUCUGGUGUCGGUAGUUGCCAAUUAUGAUACUUCAAAGGCUCAUUGGAUUCAGCUCGAAAAUAUGGAUGCUUUGGAUAUCGUAGUUUUCAAGACAAUUUCGUUGCAAGACCCUACGGCGGUUGAGUCCCUCAUUGCGCAACAGUGCAACCACGUCUUCGAUUUGAAUGAUAUCACCAAACCGCUUUGGAAGCUUUGCAUUGCAAGCGACCCGGAAGAUCUCAAUCGCUGCAUCCUCGUACUCACAUGGGACCAUGUACUCUACGACGGUAUAAGCUCCACUAUCUUUUUUGACAGAUUUCUUGAGCUUCUCAAUUCCACGAACGAAGUAGAAAGAUCUGAAACUACGUUUGCUGUUCAAUCAAUCAGCAAGAUGCCUCUUCCGUAUGACCAAAGGUCUCCUCCAACACCGAAGCUUCUUACUGAGGUUGUGCCGAAGGCAUUCACACAGUUGUUACUACCAUCAUUUAUCACUCGACGUUCACAAGUUGGGUUAUGGCGUGGUCAGCACAAAGCCAAAGAAGAAACUCAUAAGACGAUGGUCCGAAUUAUUGAAAUGGAUACCGAUAAUCUUAUAACUCGCUGUAAAGCUGAAAAGUCUACCCCUCACUGCGCGGUUCAUGUUGCUGCCAUCAUGGCCGCAUCAUCGGAGUUGAUGGAUAGCGCUACCAAGCUUACACUCAAGACCCCUAUCAACGCAAGAGGAUUAUGUAACCCUGCCAUUCCUCAUUGUGAAAUGGGCAACUUCGUUGGUAGCUUCGAAACAACCGCUACUGUUCCUCUCACGAGAUCAUUUUGGGAGGAAACAAGAGUGUAUCGCGCGAAACUCAAGGACGGAAAAUAUAACGCUGGCAAAGCGAGCGCGUACUUGGCAUAUCUAGGAUCGUAUCCUGAUGAAUACAAGAAGUAUCUCAAGAGUCCUUUCGAGAAGCAUGAAAUCGGUCGCGGUGGUGGCAUUGAGUUGAGCGAUUUGGCCUUGUGGAAAAAUCAGACUGGCAAGGGCCAAUGGAAUCUAGAAAAGGCCACCUUCUGCCAGAGUAUCAAUGUGUAUGACACUCCGCUCACCAUGAACUCUGUUACCGUCGGCAACAAGCUCCGGAUUGCAAUUACUUGGCAAGACGGAGCAACAGAUGCUGAUAAGGUUGAUAAUUUUGCUAAAAAGGUUCACCAAAUCCUCAUCGAGCAGAGCCAAUAAUGGCAUGUCUCUACCAGUCAUAAUAACUAAUUUAUCUUUACUAAGCAAUGAAACUGCCAUAAUUGAGUUAUUAUACUCACUAAUUGAACACAUCAUUAAACUGUACGACAUUAAUCAAACA
Messenger RNA from Umbelopsis ramanniana AG, 1541 nucleotides. RefSeq lists its product as uncharacterized. Lineage: Eukaryota; Fungi; Mucoromycota; Umbelopsidomycetes; Umbelopsidales; Umbelopsidaceae. The record is from RefSeq and is a predicted model, not a curated record. The transcript has a single exon. The coding region runs from base 26 to 1420 and encodes 464 amino acids.